AUAGAGUCAAGUUCGAGUCCAGGAGAGGCCUCUCGCCCAACCGUUUGCUACCCAAUCUUAGCCUAGGCUUUUGCUUAGCAUGUGCCUGAAGCGGAAAUCCCAUCAGCCCAAUCAGCGCCACGUCCAAUGCUAAUCAGGAAUCGCCUUCGGGAGCUGAAAGCUGGAGCCACUUCUUACUCCCUCCCUCCUAGCAACGAACCCCAAGCCCAGCCACAACAAAUCCCGUCAUCAGUGUGACCUGCUCUACUAGGUCGACUACCUAAUCUGCAUGUCACACUCACUCUCUUCCUCUCUUGGCAUAUCAAGUUUUUAAACCUCCUCUUGGCCUUUUGCUGCGACCAUACCUUUGUCCUUUAUCUUGUUACCUAUCCUCUAGACCUUUUGGACUCUACUCGCAUUACGCCCCUUGCUGAACAACCCCGCCAUAGGGCUGCAUCACUAACUUACCAUGCCGUCAUUCUCCAUGCCGCGGGGUUCGUGGUUACUGCUGAUCGCAGUAUGCCUCAUCCUGCUUCCCGGCAAAGCUGAAGCCUUCGGUGCUGGAAACAUUCCUUCAAUUGCUCAGGUCGAAGGUCACAACUGGCGCCAUGGAGGUAAAUUACCCCUCCAUAUCGAUCCCGUUACAUCGCGUUGCUCACAUCAUUUUCAGACAUUGAGGAUAUGCUCGAGACGAUCGCCUUCCUUCACGGAAAGAAAUGGACUUCUAUGCUUAUCAAACGUACCUACUUUGGAAAUUGGUUACGCGACUAUUCUCAGGCCGUUGAUAUCGGCAGUUUGAAGGGUGUCAAUGCCGAGACUAUUCGCAUUCUUGUUUGGGUUCUCUCUUUUAUGGCUCACGGCUAUGCUACCGGCGAAUUCGAAGUUACCGCGGACCGUCUCGGCGUCUAUCGUCCAGAAGAGCACAUCGACAAUCCUCUCGGUUACGGAGAUGGAGUUGAUGCGCGGACUUUUGAUAAACGUUUGCGAGGGCCCGUCGAGAAAAUAGAAACCGAAAUCGACUCUCGGACGGGCAUGAAAAACUAUAUCGCAAACGAGAAUGGAAAUUGGGCAACCAGCGCCGCUUAUCUGCGAUACAGCUUCGCCAGAAGCAUCCACUAUGGUCGUCUUUACACCAGCGGUUCCAAGAAAGGAAACGAAGAUGACCUCUGCGAGGCUUUGAGAUGUCUUGGUCAGGCGCUGCACACCAUGGAAGACUUCAGUGCCCACAGCAACUACUGUGAGCUUGCCCUUCGAGAGCUUGGCUACCACUCUGUGUUCCCCCAUUGCGGUGCGCAUACCGAGAUCCAUCUCCAUGGAAAGCGCGUAUAUCCCCUUGUGACUGGCACAUUUGGCGCCGUCGACUUCUUGCAUUCCGUCAUUGGAGAAGCCUCGGAUCACUUCACGCAGUCUGAGGUUGACGAAGUCGAUGUUGCACUCAAGAACGCCGAGGGCGCUUCCAACCGAUCUGGUGGUGGUGGCGGUGGUGAACGAUCCCUACUUGGAGGUUUCCUUGGAAUCAAGUCCAGUCCCUCUGAUUUCAUCGGCUUGGUUUCAAAGCUUCCCGGUGUCGGUGACGGAUUCGCCGCUCAGGCUCGAGACCUGAAGGCCAGCUCUGAAGCCCAAGAGCAGCGCAACAUGAGCUACCAGCAGACCCGCGGUGACCUCUCUCGUGACAAUGCUAACCAAGUUCCCGGCAUGAGUCCCGAUUUCGACCCUGUUGAGACAGCCCGCAAGAUCUAUCCUAUUCUCGAGUUCCGCGACAAAAUUGUCAAGGCCAUCAGCCGCGGUAUUGCCAAGGUCCCUGGCCUUGAGAAACUUCUUGAGAAGAUUAGCGAGACCCUCACUGCCUUCAUCUUGGGUCUUCUUGCUCCUUUCAUCCGACCUAUCAUCAACCAGGUCUCAAAGGUUCUUAAGGACGGUUCUUCCGGCGUCAUCACGGCCAGCGCUAAAUCUCAAUAUGAGCCUUGGGACAAUCCCCAGUGCUCUGAUCCUACUCACUCCAUGUUAUCCAAGGACCAUUUCACCAACAUUCUGAACUCAUGUGCUGGGCGUAUCGCCGCUACCAUUCUCCAGUACACAGUUCCUCGCGUCCUCUAUGCUUGGGAAAACACUGGCGUCUCUGUCGACGAAGUCGUCAACGACGUCCUCCGUGCGUUCCACCACCCUGCUGCUCGCGACGACCAUAUCGAGAUCCAACGUGACAUGUUCAAGACUGUCAAGAAGUGGGCUGACGAGCACCCCCGCCGCCACGAGCUUGCUCAUCUUCUCUCCUCCGACUCUGUCAAGAAUCACAAGAACCACAUUCUUAACCAAGUCCAAGGCAACAGCCGCAGUAUUGGUGGUGGUGGUGGCUGCAACCAUGGGACAUUUGGCGAUAUGGCUAAUGCUGGACAUGGCAAGGUUGCAGGAUCCUUGUGGUCUCAAGUCAAGACCCGCGAUCUUGACUCGUUGGAGGGUAAAGAUGGUAAUCCAGCUGCAGGCUACCUCUCGAGCUCUCCUGCACCGCCAAGCCAGUCUUCGUUUGAGUACGGUCAGAACCCCAACUACGCAGCUUCCAACUCGGGGCACUCUCAGCAAGGUGGAUAUGGUGCUCCUCCACCCCAGCCUCCGUAUGGUGGUGGUUAUGGGGGACCCCCUCAACCUCAGUACGGAACUCCCCCAGGUCAAUAUGGCGGUCCUCCCCCAGGUCAGUAUGGGGCUCCUCCCCCUCAACAAUACGGCGGCCCGGGAUACGGUGCGCCUCAGUAUCCUCCAUACGGUCAGCAGGGCUACGGUGGACCGCCUCCUGGUCAGCAACCUCCUGGAUGGGGUCAAUACCCUGGUUCACGACACGGUUACUAGAAGGAUUGGAUUAGACGCAAGGUCAAAAACGUAAGGAAGGAAUGAUAUAUACGACCACGGACUAGGGGAUUGGAUAAGGAACUUUUAGGGUCAGCCAAGAAUAAAGGCUGAGAUGAAUUGGUAACGGCCGUUUUGAUAUCCAAUACCCAGGGGAGAAGAGGCAGCCGGUUUUUUGUUGCACUAAAGAUGUGUUUACUUCCUCAAUAGCAAGAUUUUUGGAAAUACCGUACAUGCUCGUUAAUAUAACGCUGCAUAUCUACCAUCUUGGCUGGGUAUCAAAGCGAUAUAGCCCAAGUGAUGCUGCUCCCUGAGCGCACGCUAUGUCGCCAUCUGUUAAUCCUGAGAACUCCUAAUCCCAUGCAGUACAAAUGAGAAUAAAAGAAGCUGACAUGCCCAAGUUGAAUAACAAAGCCGAAUGCUCCAUCUUAGAUUCUGGCCCGCUAUCCUACCAUUGAAAGACUCCCACUCCCCUACCAUAUAUCCAAACAAAAACGUCUUCUCGUGAUGAUGUAGUGCGACUACCUCUUUCCUCGUCUUGGAUCUUGAGCUUCUGCAAUGCGUGCAUCGCGAAUUUCCUUGGUACCCAAGCUGCCGAGUCCGCCUUCAGAUCGACGCUCCCAACCACCCAGACGGACGACUUGGCAUGUUGCGUUAUCGCCGUCGGAGGAAACUUCAGUAGCGUAUUUAACGAUAUUUCGAGCUCCAUCUUCAGGCGUACGGGCCUCCUUGACAACAUCGACGAUCUCUUGGUCGCUUAGAGUACCAGAGAUGCCAUCAGUCAUCAGCACAAGGAAUGAAUACUGGGCAGGGCCCAUCUCAACUCGUGUAAGCUCUGGUUCAGCUGAGACUCCAAUGCGCUUACUCCCCAUGUCUCCGAAUGCACGACUGUUGGCUAGGCCUGCAAUGCGCUCCUCGCCGAAACUAUCGCCAGAAACCAUUGACCCAGCAGGUGCAUAGCGUCGCAACCGGCGGCUUUCGGUGGGGGUACUAGGGUGGUGAUCAGAUGUUAGAGGCUGUGCUAAACCAGUGGCGGUAUCGCAAAGAAGGAUUCGACUGUCGCCAACAUGGGCGCAUAACAACGUGGACUGGGCAGCUGGGUGCCAAAAUGGGGCAGGCGUUGGAGUAGAGAUAAGUACUACAGAAGCCGUCGAGCCGCCUUUAAAGCGCUCCGGGCCUCCUAUGCCAUGACCAGAGGGGGUGGAUGGGUGGCCGAAGACUUCAUCGUUAUUAACAGGAGUAUCAGCACCUUUGGUAUCGUUGGGGUCUAUCUUUCGAGCUUGCGCAGACACAAAAUCGAGAUCAGCGCGCAGGAAGGCGUAUGUGAGAACUGAUUCUAUCGUGAUCUUGUGGCUUUCACCUGGGUUGUCAUCUCGCGAGAGAACAAAGUGUUCAGGGUGAAAGCGCCUGAAAUAGCCACCAAUGGUUUCUCUGUACUCCUUGACCAAGUUUUUCUCCAUACGAAUCGCUUUGGCCAGGUCUGAGACUGGGGCAGCCGGCGAGGCUGCGCUGUGUAUUCGCUCCCCGUGUACUGGUUUAUCGGAGAGGCCACCAUUGCUUGCGCUGGGGACAUUCAUUUCGCUUUUAACCUCCUCUGGUCCCUUCAUGGGCACAGCGUCGAGCGCCUCACGUUUUGUUGAGGGGCUCUUAGUCGACUGAAUCGGCUGUGAUGGACGACUUUGUUUGUGCUUAUGAUCAUGGUGAUGGUUAUGGAUGCCCUCACGACCAGGUUUCCUCUUCCGCAAGCUGCUCUGCAGGCCGAACUCUUCCGAGGCUUUUUCUAUAUAACCCGGCAGCUCGUCCCGGACGAAAUCUGCGCAUUCGGUUCCACCAUGGCCAUCGAAAACGCCAAAGUAGAAGAUUUGAGGGUCUCCCCAAGCACUAUCCGCCGCUGUAGCUUCCCCUGGUUUUUGUUGCACACUCCUGGGUGCCCUCUUCGCGAAGGCCGGAAGGCUGAUGGUGCCAGCCUGUUCUCGAUCUUCAUUGUAGGGACGACUUCCUCGAUCUGUCGCGACACCAAGAUGGUGUUUCGCCCUCCGCAUGGGAAUGCGCACCACAGUCAGGUCUCGGGUUGACGGGAUAUAAGGCGGGGCGACAGCGGGGACUGGGCCAGAGCUUGGGGUGUGAGGGGUCGCAGCAUCGCGAGGAAGUUUAUGACCAGGCCCACGAGGGCGAGAGUCGGGAUGGACAGAUGAUGAAGGUAGAUGCGUCACAAAGUAGGUAUGGAAUCCUCGUGUACCGUAUGUUUCAACUGCCAGCGGUGAGAAUAAACCGAGUUGCGAUCCCGGACCUGUUAGCCGAGCCUGUCGCGAACUCCCGGUCCAUGUCGCGCAUGUCGAAUAGAACGUCGUAAGCCGGGUAUAAUCAAUAUGUCUAGAAUUCCUUCGUGCUCGCUGCAACGCGUCUGUAUGUGCGAAGCGAUUCGGAAUUGUCAACGGUCGGGCUGAGAUCUUCAGGAGCUGGAUCGCAGGGGUUGCUGUUGAAUCGACGGCGCGAGUAAACUGGGCCAUUGUCGAUGCUCGACGAAGAAGGUCGUAUAUAACUGGCUUUGCCAAUCCUCGGUCAUCAGCGUCCCUUGAAGAACUGGAGCGCUGUGCAGGCUACAGUCUGCAAUGCCAUCGGGCAAGUUGUGGAAAGUUAAUAGUGUUAGGGAGCGGAUGGUAUAGGAUUUGGCUGAUUCCUGAUCGGUAGGAGGACCAAACGAAGCCGCUGAGUUUUCUGUAUGAGGGUGAGAGAACCAUAUAAUCCAAGCCGAUUUAGCAGAUGAUCUUGUCAGUCUCGAAGCGAAACAUGACCAUGGAAAUGAGCGAAGGAUAAAGGGUCGGGUAUCCAGCUGCUUGUCGGAAAGUGACGAUAUUGGAUAUUGACUUCCUAAGUGGAGCCUACCAAAGGUCGUCUCGCACUUAGAUAAGAUUGCC
Messenger RNA from Fusarium odoratissimum NRRL 54006, 5735 nucleotides. RefSeq lists its product as uncharacterized. The transcript is spliced from 4 exons. The record is from RefSeq and is a predicted model, not a curated record. Bases 661 to 2820 code for a protein of 719 amino acids. Lineage: Eukaryota; Fungi; Ascomycota; Sordariomycetes; Hypocreales; Nectriaceae.